UGUAUCUUGAACAAUUUUCCACAGGUUUAUGAUGUCACCCCUUUUUUGGAGGAACACCCUGGGGGCGAUGAAGUGUUGCUAUUAGCAGUCGAGAAAGAUGCAACAGAUGAUUUUAAUGAUGUGGGCCACAGUGAUUCUGCGAAGGAGCAGAUGGAAAAAUUCUAUGUAGGCAAGGUUGACACAUCCACCAUACCAGAACAGCCAAAUUACAAGCUUCCUGCUCAAACAACUCCUCCAUCCGGGCAAUCUUCUGGAUUUGUGGUAAAGCUUUUACAGUUUCUGCUGCCCUUGUUGAUCUUGGGGGCUGCAUUUGCUCUGCAAUACUACGGGAAGAAGAAGUAGUUCAAUCAUCCAUCC
This is a messenger RNA of Prunus avium (sweet cherry), 357 nucleotides long. Lineage: Eukaryota; Viridiplantae; Streptophyta; Magnoliopsida; Rosales; Rosaceae. The record is from RefSeq and is a predicted model, not a curated record.